Messenger RNA from Artibeus jamaicensis (Jamaican fruit-eating bat), 261 nucleotides. Its product is annotated as cytochrome c oxidase subunit 6B1-like. Bases 1 to 261 code for a protein of 86 amino acids. The transcript has a single exon. Lineage: Eukaryota; Metazoa; Chordata; Mammalia; Chiroptera; Phyllostomidae. Gene Ontology annotation, cellular component: mitochondrion; mitochondrial inner membrane; respiratory chain complex IV. The record is from RefSeq and is a predicted model, not a curated record.
AUGGCAGAAGACAUGAAGACCAAAAUCAAGAGCUACAAGCCUGCCCCUUUUGAUAGCCGCCUCUCCAACCAGAACCAGACUGGGAACUGUUGGCAGAACUACCUGAACUUCCACCACUGGGAGAAGGCAAUGGCUGUUACAGGGGGAGACGUUUCCAUGUGCAAAUGGUACCCGUGUGUGUACAAGUCCCGUCGCCCCAUAUCCUGGGUGUCAGCCUGGGAUGACCACCCGGCAGGAGGCACGUUUCCUGGGAAGAUCUGA